ACCAGAGUGUAAAACAGUAUAAAUUGAGAUACAUCGACCUUAAUCUAUCAAAUAAAGUUCGGAAGAUCAGUAAAACUACUUUGAACUAAAAUGAAGUUAUUCAUUAUAUUCGCAAUUGUUUCUUUGGCUCUGCGUACCUCAGAAUCGUCUGGCAAUAGUAAACGUGCAAGCUCAAGUAAGACGUCAAUAUCACUUUCUCUAAGCUUUUUGCCAACGUCCACCUUGAGUGGAAAGAUUGAUGAGAUCACAGCGGAUUUGAACAUUGAAAAUCUUCGACAAGCUGCGGACGAAUAUAAAGGCGCUACAUGGAUGAAAAAAUGCUGUGGGGAACAAAUCGAACACUAUUCAAGUUUUUUCAAAAAAGUUGCUAAAUCGCCACCGAACUAUUCUCAAACCGGUUUUUCAUUCUUAAACCCCAUUCUUGGAAAAGUAAAUGAAAUGAUUGAUGAAUUCAACAAUAAUUUCGUCCAAGUCCUUCUUCCUGAACUUAUUGUAGAGGAACUUGAAAAAUUUGCAGAUACGAUAAAUGGAUUCUACAGAAAUAAAGAUAUUUCGGAAGCAGCAAAAGAUUGUAUACAGAGAGUUUGCAUCGAUAUUCACACGACAAUUUGCAAGUUGAAAGGUGCACAUGGUCCACAUCAACCGAUUGUUUAUCGUCAAUUGGGCUAUGCUCAGCAAUAAAGCUCAGCAAUAAAUUUAUUGAGAAAUUGGGUUUUUGUUGUUAUAUUCUUCAUUUCUUUUGAGAUGCAUAUUAAUUAUCAAUUGAAAGAUUUCUAUCAAGAUGUAUAUGACAAGUAAUAAUAAAGAACGAAUAACCGGGAAUUGCGUUGGCAUAUUUAUAUGAAAA
Contarinia nasturtii (swede midge) is the source of this 847-nucleotide messenger RNA. RefSeq lists its product as uncharacterized. Lineage: Eukaryota; Metazoa; Arthropoda; Insecta; Diptera; Cecidomyiidae. The record is from RefSeq and is a predicted model, not a curated record. The transcript is spliced from 7 exons. The coding region runs from base 91 to 681 and encodes 196 amino acids.